This is a messenger RNA of Talpa occidentalis (Iberian mole), 852 nucleotides long. RefSeq names its product mas-related G-protein coupled receptor member A-like. Gene Ontology annotation, molecular function: G protein-coupled receptor activity. Gene Ontology annotation, cellular component: membrane. NCBI's taxonomy places the organism in Eukaryota, Metazoa, Chordata, Mammalia, Eulipotyphla, Talpidae. Bases 1 to 852 code for a protein of 283 amino acids. The transcript is spliced from 2 exons. Gene Ontology annotation, biological process: G protein-coupled receptor signaling pathway. The record is from RefSeq and is a predicted model, not a curated record.
AUGGUGGCUGAGCCCUCAGACCCCAGCCUGGGGGUCCCUCCCACCCUGGGGACCUGGUCACCAGGCUCAGGCCCCUCGUCUUUUUUCAAUGACGUGACACAGAAUUGCACGGCUCGUGCCAACGAGAACCAGUCUUACUUACAUGUCUAUCACGCGGUCUCCCUGGUGACCCUCCUGGUGGGCCUGUGCGGCCUGGCGGGGGACGGGGCCGUCAUCUGGCCUCUGGGAUUCCGCGUGAAGAGGACCCCCUUCUCCGUCUAUGUCCCCCACCUGGCCUGCGCCGACGCCGCCUUCCUCCUGUGUGCCUGUGCCUGGAACACGCUGCUUCCUCUAAAUCAUCGCAUGAAGGAGCCUGUGCUCCUAGAGUUAGUCUGGGACACUUCGUACCUGGCGGGGCUGAGCCUGCUGGUGGCCGUCAGCGCCGAGCGCUGGGUGUCCGUCCUCUGGCCCCUCUGGCCCCGGUGCCGCCGGCCCGCCCGCCUCUCCCCCGUGAAUAGCUGGGUCUAUGAGGGUCUGGCCGCCGUCACCUUCCUGGGGCUGUGCGCGUCGGGCCUGACGCUGCUCGUCCGCGUCCAGUGCGGCCCCUGGAGGCGCCGGCCCAGCCGGCUCUACGUGACCCUCCUGCUCAGCGCCCUGGCCUUCCUGCUGCUCGGGCUGCCGUACACCGUGUGCUCCUUUGUCUUCCAAACGUCAUCAUUUCCUCUGUAUCUUCCCCUGGUACGACCCAGCUUACAUGUUCUCGUCGUCCUGGACAGCGCGGUGAACCCCAUCAUUUACUUCUUGUCGGGAGGCACGGGCAGCGGCCGGGCAGGGCCCGCCUCCGAGACGUGCUCCUCGGGCGCUGAGGGAUGA